This is a messenger RNA of Elaeis guineensis (African oil palm), 1864 nucleotides long. The record is from RefSeq and is a predicted model, not a curated record. Lineage: Eukaryota; Viridiplantae; Streptophyta; Magnoliopsida; Arecales; Arecaceae.
CACCGAAAAAUCCUCCCUUUCUUUCUUGCUUCAAGCCACCCUUCGGCGAAAGAGGCGGAGCAUGACGGGAGGCGACGGCGCCACCGGUGGCGACGGUGGUCUUCUGGACUACUGGAGAUCAAGCGGGACUCAUUCGAUUCGAUGGUUCCUGAUGCCGAGCUCCAAUGGAUAGAUCGGUGUGGGACAUGGCGUGAUCGUAGGAUGACAUCCGUUGGUUGUCGAAGAAGUCCACCGAUCGGAUGGAGGCGAGGAAAUUUGGGGCUACCAUCGAGCACGUGUCGUUCGGCUGGUGUUAACGCUUCACCAAAGGAUGGAUGAGGAGUACGAUGUCAUCGUUCUUGGGACGGGCCUCAAAGAAUGCAUCCUUAGCGGUCUUCUCUCCGUAGACGGUCUCAAGGUCCUUCAUAUGGACAGGAAUGACUAUUAUGGCGGGGAGUCUACAUCCCUAAAUCUCAUUCAGCUGUGGAAGCGACUAAAGGGCAAUGACAAGCCUGAAGAAAAUUUGGGUUCAAGCAAAGAGUACAAUGUCGACAUGGUCCCCAAGUUCAUGAUGGCCAACGGUGCUUUGGUCCGUGUUCUUAUUCACACCGGUGUCACAAAAUAUUUAAAUUUCAAGGCUGUUGAUGGUAGCUUCGUAUACAACAAAGGGAAGAUCUACAAAGUGCCAGCCACUGAUGUUGAAGCAUUAAAAUCCACCUUGAUGGGACUUUUUGAAAAGCGUCGUGCCCGAAAGCUCUUCAUUUAUGUACAAGAUUAUGAGGAUAAUGAUCCAAAAUCUCAUGAAGGCCUGGAUCUCAACAAAGUUACAACCAAAGAGCUUUUUGCAAAAUAUGGGUUAGAGGACAACACCGUUGAUUUUAUUGGGCAUGCAUUGGCGCUUCAUAGGGAUGACAGCUACCUUGAUGAUCCUGCAAUAGAUACUGUGAAGAGAAUGAAGCUUUAUGCUGAGUCAUUGGCACGCUUUCAAGGAGGAUCUCCUUAUAUUUAUCCACUAUAUGGAUUGGGAGAGCUUCCCCAGGGUUUUGCUCGUCUUAGUGCUGUUUAUGGUGGAACCUACAUGCUCAACAAGCCUGAAUGCAAGGUGGAGUUUGAUGCAAAUGGAAAAGCUUAUGGUGUGACAUCUGAAAGCGAGACUGCUAAAUGUAAGAAAGUAGUUUGUGACCCUUCAUACUUGCCUGAUAAGGUUAAGAAGGUUGGAAGAGUAACACGUGCUAUAUGUAUAAUGAGUCAUCCCAUUCCACAUACCAAUGAUGCACACUCAGUGCAGAUUAUCCUGCCACAGAAACAGCUAGGGCGUAAAUCAGACAUGUAUGUCUUUUGUUGCUCUUACACUCACAAUGUAGCUCCAAAAGGGAAAUAUAUUGCUUUUGUUUCAACUGAAGCCGAAACUGACCAACCUGAGGUAGAACUGAAGCCUGGGAUUGAUUUACUUGGACCUGUGGACGAGACCUUUUUUGAUAUUUAUGACAGAUAUGAACCCGUCAACAAGCAUGAUGAGGACAAUUGCUUCAUAUCUACGAGUUAUGAUGCAACGACACACUUUGAAUCAACAGUCCAAGAUGUCCUCUCCAUGUACGGUAGGAUAACUGGGAAGGAGCUUGAUUUGACAGUGGAUCUGAGCGCUGCCAGUGCUGCUUCUGAAGAUGCUUAGAUUUUCUACUCAACCUGGAUGAUUGAGUGAGAGGAUGAUUACAGACUGAAUGAAAGUUUCUUUCUGUUUUUUGUUUUCUAUUCACCAGCCAUACGAGAUUUCAUUGUCCUUUCUGUUAGGUGCACAUUUGAAGCUCAGUUUUUAUUCAUUCCAAGAACCAUCAGUCAAUGCAUGCAGUGAAAUUAAUACAUUUGAGCAGAACUUUGAUUCCAA